AUGAGAGAUGAGACCUUGACGCCGGACACAAAGCUAGCAUAUGAAACGUCUCAUCGACUGAAAAUGGUGCUACUUGCCAUCUUCUCACUGGGCUUGUUCAUGGAUAUCAUCGGGUUUUCGGUUUUUUUUAUCUUGGUUGGACCUACGGCUACAGAUCUAGGUAUACCUCUAUCAGAACAGACUUGGGUUAUCACAUCGUAUGGCGUAACGUUCGCUGCGUUUUUACUCUUCUGGGGUCGUGUGUCAGAUUUGUAUUCGCCUAAACCAGUUUUUGUUUUUGGUUUCGUCGGACUUGGAUUCACCAACCUUGUCAUAUCAUUUCUGAUGGAACCCUAUUCUUUCUACAUUAUACGGGCUGUUAGCGGUAUUUGUGGGGCAUGUCUCAUACCUUCAUCGUAUCGAUUGAUUGUUGCCCUGUUCAGAAAGGACGAACUCAGCUUUGCGUUCUCUGUAUACGGUAUCAGCGGAGCAAUAGCAAAUGCUGCGGGAUUGAUCUUGGGAGGAGCGGUUCUGAUGAUCCCAGGUCAUGGGCAGAUGAUCGGUUGGCGCUGGCAUUUUCGCAUAAUUGCAGCUUUGAUCCUUCCGGCUGCUUUACUCGCUUGGUAUCUCAUACCGAAUGCAGCAGGAUCGGCAUCAAGCGUACAUUCCAAGUGGAAGCGAAUGGACCUGGUUGGCGUUUUGCUGAUACUAGCGGCCACCUUGCUGUUGAUUCUCGGUCUCACCCUUGGGGCUUCCCAUGGUUUCGAUCGUCCUGCAUUCUACGUACCAACAGUCAUCGCCUGCCUGCUAUACCCCGUUUUCAUCUUUUGGGAGAGAAGGAGACCGGCUGCAUACGCCUUGAUCCCCUCGCAUACUUGGAAAUACCAGAACUUUUCUCUUUGGAUCGUGAUGGCUCUCCUAAAUUAUGCAUGGUGGGCGAUGGAGUAUGUCCCUCAUGCCGAGACGUAUAUACAGGUUCACGGCGAGGAGCCUAUUAUUGCAGCGUUGAGGGUUCUGCCUCAAGGGCUUACGUCUUUUGCGUCAAGUUUUUUUUUGGUUAUGUUCCCGAAAUUUUCGUUACGCGCACGGAUUCCGGUCUCCAUUGGAUUAAUCGGCGGAAUUGUCGCGUAUGCGUUGUUCAUCCUUGGCGGUGCACGAACAGGCCGUUAUUACUGGGGUCUUACAUUUCCUGGUUCUAUCAUCGGUGCUACUGCCAUGAACAUUGUCUUCAAUUGUACCAAUGUUGGUGCGAUAACGGCUGUACCUUCGUCCGAAGCAGGGGUGGCGGGAGCUAUCACUCAAACUGCCAUGCAAGUGGGUUCCAUAAUCGGUUUAUCUGUGCAAGCGGGACUUUUGACCGUGUUUCCUGAUGCCUACCACGACAUCAGGAACACCAGAAUCUCUUGGUACUUCGUUGUAGGCAUCUCUUCGGCGAUCAUGAUCUCAGCUCUGACCAAAAUAUUCCUCGACCAGCCCGUCUUGAGGGGACGUGCGGCCCCAUUUUCAUGCCCCGAUGCGAACCCAAACCUUACAGAUCCAUAA
Messenger RNA from Kwoniella mangroviensis CBS 8507, 1521 nucleotides. RefSeq lists its product as uncharacterized. The record is from RefSeq and is a predicted model, not a curated record. The coding region runs from base 1 to 1521 and encodes 506 amino acids. NCBI's taxonomy places the organism in Eukaryota, Fungi, Basidiomycota, Tremellomycetes, Tremellales, Cryptococcaceae. Gene Ontology annotation, molecular function: transmembrane transporter activity. Gene Ontology annotation, biological process: transmembrane transport. Gene Ontology annotation, cellular component: membrane. The transcript is spliced from 8 exons.